Molecule: messenger RNA, 1449 nt
Organism: Knipowitschia caucasica
Lineage: Eukaryota; Metazoa; Chordata; Actinopteri; Gobiiformes; Gobiidae
Source: the annotation of a GenBank genome assembly
AUGGCCCUGUUAGACAGAGAAAACUUCUGGAAGAAGAAGUUUGAGCAGGAAAAAGACGCCAAGGAGCGUUUAUUGAAACGCCUCCACAAAGAGCCGACUGUUUCUAUCAAUGUGGAUGAACUGACAAAUGUCCUUGGGGCAGAGCCGAGGGUCAGACGGAUCCAAGGGACAGACAACCAGAAAGGUCAGUGCUAUCAAAUUGAGCUGGGGGCUUCUGAGGACCAUGAAGCCAAGUUCUACAAAGCCAUCAUCACAGUAACAGUAGGACAUGAUCUGGAAGAACUGGAGGUUAAACCUGCUGUGAGUGUUGUAGAUGAAGAAACAGCUCCUUCAGGGACACAGGCUGAGGCUGAGACUGCUGUGGACCACAGUCUGGAGUCUGACGCUAACCUCACAGACACAGCCAUGGAGAACCUCAGCACGGAGAGAGACAUUCUCAAUGAGACUGUCUCUGCUGUAGAAGCCCCUAUGUCAGUGCCCAAUGCUGCACUGGAUACAGUCUCAGGAGCACCAGCUCAAAAGGCCGACUUUCCUCAGGUCAUAAAAAACAAAAAGAAGAGGAAAAAUAAGAAGGCCGCAAAGCUAACCAUGAGAAGUACACCGCAGGUCCAGGAGCCAAAUGAGACCCAGACCGCCAAGGCUUCUGAGGACUUUGACCAUGAAGCCGAGUUCUACAAAGCCAUUAACACAGUCACAAUAGGACAUGAUCUGGAAGAACUGGAGGUUAAACCUGCUGUGAGUGUUGUAGAUGAAGAAACAACUCCUUCAGGGAUACAAGCUGAGGCUGAGACUGCUGAGGACAAGAGUCUGGAGUCUGACGCUAACCUCACAGACACAGUCGUGGAGAACCUAAGCACGGAGAAAGAAAUCCUGGAGUCUGACGCUAACCACACAGACUCACACGUGUGUAUGUCUGUGUGGUGUGCGUGUCCUCUCAAACAGAGAGAAAUCCUCAAUGAGACUGUCUCUGCUGUAAAAGCCCCUCUGUCAGUGCCCAAUGCUGCACUGGAUUCAGUCUCAGGAGCACCAGCUCUAAAGGCCGAGUUUCCUCAGGUCAUAAAAAACAAAAAGAAGAGGAAAAAUAAGAAGGCCGCAAAGCUAACCAUUAGGAGUAAACUGCAGGUCCAGGAGCCAACUGAGACAAGUCGAGGAUACAAUUGUGAAGGAAGUGUCUCCCCUGAAGAUGGAAGUGUGUCCCUGCUCAGACGUGAUGGACAUGAUGGCCGUCACCACACAUGGCCUCAGUGUGAGAAAGACAAAGUUACUGAAGAAGAAGAAUCUCAACCUACAAUGUGCAGAAUCUUCAACAAGAGAAAACAAACUGAAUGCUGCAAAAAAGGCCCAACAGGCUACAGCAAAGGCCCCACAGCCCCCAGCAGAGGUCCAGCAGGCAACAGCAGAGGCCCAUAUGUGUGGAGGAGAACACCAGUCUCAAACAAAAAGCGCUAA